Molecule: messenger RNA, 1039 nt
Organism: Scheffersomyces amazonensis
Lineage: Eukaryota; Fungi; Ascomycota; Pichiomycetes; Serinales; Debaryomycetaceae
Exons: 1
Coding region: 39-983 (314 amino acids)
Molecular function (GO): hydrolase activity
Source: RefSeq, a predicted model, not a curated record
UAGAAUUACUCUUACACUUCAUAGCCUAAACUAGAAAUAUGAAUUCUAAUCAUCGUCAUGAGAUUAAGCUCCAUAAUGGUGAUAGAGAGUUCACUACCAUAAGUAAUUUAUCAGAAGUAGAUGUAUUCCAAGGUGCCACCAGGAAGUGGAAUAGAGUCAUAAUUCUUUUACAUGGCUUUCCUGAUGAUGUCUCGUCAUUUGAUGAUAUUUGGCCCUAUAUCACAUCAGGGUUCCCCAAUGACAAGUUAUUGGUGUUAUCUCCAUAUAUGAGAGGUUAUGAAAAAUCAAGUCAAGGUUCCUUCAAUGAAUAUAGCUUAAAUCAUUUAGCUAGUGAUGUGGAAGCAUGGAUUUUGAAUAUCAAUGCUGGUAAAGUUCCCGUUCAUUUAAUUGGUCAUGAUUGGGGAGCAUUGGUAUCUUAUAAAGCUGCUGAAUUAUAUCCUGAAUUAAUUACUUCAAUAGUCACAUUGGCUAUUCCUUAUCUUUCUGUAAUUCGGUUAUGGGAAUAUCCCUUAUACGUGCCAGUUCAAAUAUACAAUUCUUCUUAUAUGUUAACUAUGCAAAUUCCUUAUUUAUAUCGCAGCAGACUAGAACAAACGGGUAACAAUACAUAUUUGGAUAAUCUUUGGAAAUAUUGGUCUCCAGGAUGGAAGUUUGGACAAAAUGAAAUUGGACAUGUCAAAGCAACCUUUGGAAAAGAAGGAGUGAUCGAUUCAGCAACAGCAUAUUAUAGAUGCUUGGUCAAACCUUUUAAUAUUCUACAAAUUAAGUGGAAAGUUGAUUUUCAAAAAGUGCCUACUUUAACUAUCGGUGGAGAACAAGAUGGGUGUAUGUCCAAGGGUCUUUAUGAAUUAGUUAAAUGGAAACUUCAAGGUACUGAAAACUUUGGUACAAAACUACUUCCCCAUCUGGGACAUUUCUUACAAAGAGAGCAACCUCAGCAAGUAGCUGAAUUGGCUCUCUCUUGGUUUGAAAGAUUCCCAUAAGUAAUUAUUGUUCUAUUUAAUGCAAAUGUUUUAUUGAUGCUAUUCUAUACAAAUUA